This is a messenger RNA of Oxyura jamaicensis (ruddy duck), 1498 nucleotides long. It is a transcript of the gene CD79B, whose product is annotated as CD79b molecule. NCBI's taxonomy places the organism in Eukaryota, Metazoa, Chordata, Aves, Anseriformes, Anatidae. Gene Ontology annotation, biological process: B cell receptor signaling pathway; B cell differentiation. The transcript is spliced from 6 exons. The coding region runs from base 78 to 758 and encodes 226 amino acids. Gene Ontology annotation, cellular component: external side of plasma membrane; B cell receptor complex. The record is from RefSeq and is a predicted model, not a curated record.
UGGUCUGAGCAGCCGUGGUGUUUUUGCAGAAGCAAGGAUCAGAAACUGGAUGCUUCCCUGUUGUUUGAGGUGAAAAAAUGGCUGAUUUCUGCAGGAGGCUCUGGGUGCUCCAGGCAAACCUGUGGCUGAUGGCCCUGGCUGCAGGUGGGAUCUCAGCAGCCGGGAACAGCACCAGUAACAGCACAGAUAAUGUGUGCCGAAAGCUGCACCAGCACCCGCGCUAUGUGGCGGCCAAGAGGAACACACCCGUCAACUUCAUCUGCUACACCCAAGAGCCCCAGAGCAUGCGGUGGUACAAGAUGUCGGAGGACAGCGAUCAGAUCUAUGUGAUGGACCAGAGCACCUCCCGCUUCAGCGUCGAGAGGAAAGAAAACUUGGUCAACUUCACCAUUUUCAGGAUCAGAUACGAGGACAACGGCAUCUACGUGUGUGACAUGAAGAACCUCACGUCGGAGAACAAGCGGCCGCAUAUGUGCGGGACAGAGCUCAGAGUCAUGGGUCACAGCAACAUCCAGCAGAUCCAGAGCAGAAACACCCUGAAAGAUGCCAUCAUCAUCAUCCAGUCCGUCCUGCUGGUCGUCUUCAUCAGCGUCCCCAUGCUCCUCUUCCUAGACAAAGGUGAAGGCAAAGAGAGCCCUGAGGAGGACCACACCUAUGAGGGUCUGGAGGUGGAGCAGAUGGCCACCUAUGAGGACAUCACUCCUUUCCGUGACGUGAAGGCCAAAUGGACAGUCGGGGAACACCCAGGGGAGGAGUGAGGGGUCCCACACCCACCACCAGCCUGGCACCGGUGGCAACGCUCCCUGCCAGCACUGCGCCAGUGCCCCGUGGGGACAGGCACCCGGGUCCCGAUCUGCCACCAUGGACCUCCAGCUGCCUCCAGCAGCCCUGCACAGAGCUCGAGUCUUGCUGCCCUUCGGUGCUUGCUGCGCCCCCCCAAGACUGUCCUGUCCCGGCUGCUGCUCUCACUGUCCCGCUGCUGAACCCCUAAAGCCCACGUAGAUAUUAGGAGCCAACCCCAGCCCCCAGGUUGCCAGCAGCCCCGAUCCCCAGGCAGCCCCACAUCAUGCUCUGAGCUCCUGCGUGGCCAACACAAUGGCAGUACAGUGCUGGGUGCUGGGGCUCCUCUGUGUCCACCACCUCCUGGAAGGAAAUGACCACACUUGAUCGCUGCAAGGACCCUUGUGGGCUGUGAGACCCCACUGGGGGCCCUGUACUCCUGGCAGUGGAGCCAAGGUGAGCAGCACCAUGGGGGUGCUAUAAGUAGAUUUGGGGCCAUUGUUUAGCUCUCAACCAUAGACGUGCCCUGCAGGCCAAGCUGGAAGUUAUACAAGCUGGAAGAUCAUCUGAAAUUGCCUCGUUCUCUCCAAAGACUACAGAAAGGUUGGGGAGGCAGCCCCCACCUGGAGGGUCUUGCACAGGGCUUGCUCCUCACCAGGCAAGAGCUGGCCUGUGUCAGAAGGACGUCCCCUUGGUGAGGGACAAGUGCAACCUCAGA